UUGGUUAACUUUCUCUCAUUUUUCAACCUUUUUUUUCAUUCUCAUAAAAAUGAAACCUUUUGUUUUUAGAUAUUGUUGUUUUCUCCUUUGUAAAUAGUUUUCUGCUGACAAGGCCUGUUGUUUUGGAUCUUUGAUUUGAUUUGUUUCUAUUUUUAACUACUACUCUAACUUCUGGGUUUGUUGUUGAGUGCCUCUUUGCAUGUGGGGUUUUAUUCUCUGCCUCCCAAACAAAGGCAAGUGUUGAUUUUUUUCUCUUUUUUUAAUGAUCCAUGUCCCUGAUUUUGGGGAUUGGAGUGUGUAUUGGGAAAGUCGCCUCUGGGGUGUGCCAAAGUCUAGCCUUUUUCCCUCUUUGUUAAACUCGUAGGGGUUAUAGCUUUCUUGCAUGUUCUUGUGCAACUGAUUCAUAGUUCAUGCCAGUUAAGGGUCUUUUUCUUUUAGUUGGUUGGUCUGCUUCCACAUGUGUUACUGUGUAAUGCAGAGAAUGACAUGCUAGAUAGAUUCACAUCUUUUUGAGGAAAACAAGGAAAAAUGGGAUCUGGCAACGAGGUUCACUCAGUUGAGGAGUUCAAUUUGGAAUCAAAGUGGCUUGUAGAUCCCAAACAACUAUUUGUUGGUCCAAAAAUUGGAGAGGGUGCUCAUGCCAAAGUAUAUGAAGGAAAAUAUAAAAAUCACAACGUUGCUGUUAAGAUCAUCAACAAGGGAGAAACCCCAGAAGAGAUUUCAAGGAGACAGGCUCGGUUUGCCAGAGAGGUUGCCAUGCUGUCGAGAGUUCAACACAAAAAUCUGGUUAAGUUUAUUGGGGCUUGCAAAGAACCUGUUAUGGUUAUAGUGACUGAACUUCUAUCAGGUGGAACAUUGCGCAAAUAUCUCUUGAAUAUGAGGCCAAAGAGCUUGGAUAUGCCGGUGGCUGUUGGAUUUGCUCUUGACAUUGCCCGAGCAAUGGAGUGUUUACACUCCCAUGGGAUCAUUCAUCGUGAUCUUAAACCUGAUAACUUGAUCUUGACAGCUGAUCAUAAGACAGUUAAACUUGCUGAUUUUGGUCUAGCCAGAGAGGAAUCCUUAACAGAGAUGAUGACUGCUGAAACAGGAACAUAUCGUUGGAUGGCUCCUGAACUUUACAGCACUGUUACUCUAAGACAAGGUGAGAAGAAGCAUUACAACCACAAGGUGGAUGCCUACAGCUUUGCAAUUGUGUUGUGGGAACUCAUCCAUAAUAAGCUGCCCUUUGAAGGCAUGUCUAAUCUACAGGCUGCAUAUGCAGCUGCUUUUAAGAAUACAAGGCCAAGUGCUGAAGACCUUCCUGAGGAUUUAGCUCUGAUUGUAACUUCAUGUUGGAAGGAAGAUCCAAGUGAUAGACCAAAUUUCAGUGAGAUCAUACAGAUGCUCCUUCGAUAUCUCUCCACCAUUUCAUCACCAGAGCCUGUUCUUCAUCUGCGGAUGAGUUCAUCUGAUAAUGUGGUGUUGCCACCAGAAUCUCCUGGUACAAGUGCAUUAAUGCUUGGAAGAGAUGACUCUGGAGAAACCUCAACAGACAAAGCUGAAGACAGGCCUAAAGGGUUUUUCUUCUGCUUCAACCAGUGUUACUGAGUCCUCAAAAUACAUCAGUUUGUCUUUGGGGCUGUCCCAGAUCAUAGUUAGGAAAACUAAAAUAAAACCACAUUCACAAAUUGUAAGCUAGAAUCUUAAUAAGAAAAUGUCAACUGGUAUUAUCAGAUACUGAUGAGUUCAGUAGCAAAAGAAAGCACCUUUGCUCUCAACAAGAGUUGUUGGCAAAGCUCUCUUGAAUCAUGUUAACUUUCUUCUGACUGAUUUCCAGAAACUUGUGGGGUAAAGGUUGCUGAGAUGUAAUGAAAUGUCAUUGUAAAGUAAGGCUCAUCCAAAGGCCCUUAUCUCUAUCUUGUUCAUGUAUGUGACAUGGAUAUAGCCAGAAGUGAGGAGAGGGAAAUUUUUCUGCAUUGUCUUUCA
Messenger RNA from Vigna umbellata (rice bean), 1965 nucleotides. The record is from RefSeq and is a predicted model, not a curated record. Lineage: Eukaryota; Viridiplantae; Streptophyta; Magnoliopsida; Fabales; Fabaceae.